Molecule: messenger RNA, 7607 nt
Organism: Oryctolagus cuniculus (rabbit)
Lineage: Eukaryota; Metazoa; Chordata; Mammalia; Lagomorpha; Leporidae
Source: RefSeq, a predicted model, not a curated record
GAGAGAAAGGUCUUCCUUUGCUGUUGGUUCACCCUCCAUUGGCCGCUGCGGCCGGCACACCGCGCUGAUCUGAAGGCAGGAGCCAGGUGCUUCUCCUGGUCUCCCAUGGGGUGCAGGGCCCAAGCACUUGGGCCAUCCUCCACUGACUCCCGGGCCACAGCAGAGAGCUGGCCUGGAAGAGGGGCAACUGGGACAGAAUCCGGCGCCCCGACCGGGACUAGAACCCCGUGUGCCGGCGCCGCAAGGCGGAGGACUAGCCUAGUAAGCCGCGGCGCCGGCCCCCCCCUUCUUAUUAAUUUUUGAGUUUUUAUUUUUUGAAAGAUUUAUUUUAAAGACAGAGUGAUAGUGGAAGAGAGCUUCCCUCCGGUGAUUCAUUCCCUGUUGCCUGCAACAUCUAGGGCUUGGCCAGGCCAAAGCCAGGAGCCAGGAACUCCAUCCACAUCUGCCCCGUGGGUGGCAUGAACCCAAGUACUUGGGCCAUCUCCUGCUGCCUCCCAGGCAUAUUAGCAGGAGGUAAGAUUGCAAACAGAACCAGACCUCAACCCUAGGCACUUCCAUAUGGGAUGUGGGUGUCCCAAGUGGUGGCUUAAACUAUUGCAUCACGACAUCUGCCCCAUUCCUCACUGUUUAAAAGGCAGCUUUCUUGGACCAGCCAAAAAUACGUAAAUAGUGAUGAAGCACAUCCUCUGCUUACUGGUGAGGUUUUUUUUUUUUUCUUUUCUUUUUUUGAUUUAUUUAUUUGAGAGGUUACAGAGAGAGAGGGAGGGAGAGAGGGAGAGGUCUUCCAUCUGCUGGUUUACUCCCCACAUGGCUGCAACAGCUGGCCAAUCUGAAGCCAAGAGCCAGGAGCCUCCUCUGGAUCUCCCAUGUGGGUACAGAGACACAAUCACUUGGGCUAUCUUCUGGUGCUUUCCCAGGCACAUUAGCAGGGAGCUGGAUCAGAAGUGGAGCAGCCAGGCUGCUGCUGGCGCCACAGGUGAGGCUUAACCUACUAUGCCACAGUGCUUAGCUCCCUGGUGAGUUUUAAUGGAUAACUGUCUCUGGGUCUCUGUAGUUUACAGAAUGGAAGAGUUAAUAUGUAAUGGACAGUGGUUGUGAGAUUCAGGCAUUUCCCAGCACGGAACCUCCGUGUAUAACUUCCACAAAUUUUGUACUUCUUUAUCUUUACAAUGAGGGUGAUAGCUCUAAAUCAAGGUAAUAUACAUAAAGAACCUAGGGCAGUGCUUCACAGUGGGCAUUAGAUAACACUGGCUCUUUUUACUUGCCUAAAAAACUUCAGGUCAUAAAAAGUAGGAAGUAACAACUUCUCCUUUUCUUGAAGUGUUCAUUUUUCCUUUAAAUAUAUUUAGAGAAUAAAUUCCAUCCCCUCUAAGUUUUCUCAGCUUCUGAAGGUGGGAGUAGGCACUCUUCCCCUGCACUCACAGUAGCGUGGGCCCUGCCCUUUCCAGCAGCUCAUCAUUCUGUGUUUUGGAAGUUGAAUACAAUUCCUGGUACACAGUGGAUCCUCAGUAAUCAUCUGUCUUAGAGUUGUCUUGAAAGGAGAUAAAGUGUUCUUUUUUGCCUUCUUGAUCACCUGAAAAACUGUAGUAGAGAAAAAAACGACUUUAUUUAUUUACUCAGGGAACUUGGUUUGCUUUUGAAGAAUAGCUGAUAUUUUAUGGAUAAGGAAUUUAGGUAUUAGCAACUGGCUUAACAUCUUAAUGCCUUUUAGUUUGUUCCUUGAUGUUAAAAUUUUUUGAAUUUUUAAAAAGAUUUAUUAUUUGAAAGGCAGAGUUACAGAGCAGCAGAGAGAGAGAAGUGUUUUCCAUCUGCUGGUUCACUCCCCAAAUGGCCACAACAGUUGGAGCUGGGGCAAUCUGAAGCAAGGAGCCUGGUGCUUCUUCCGGUCUCUUGGGGGCAUGUGGGGCCUAAGGACUUGGGCCGUCUUCUACUGCAUUCCAGGCCAUAGCAGAGAGCUGGAUUGGAAUUGGAGCAGCCAGGACUGGAACCAGUGCUCAUAUGGGAUGCCGGCACUGCAGAUAGCAGCUUUACCUGCUAUGGCAAUUGAAAUGAAGGCAAUGAUUCCAGGAGGGCUUCGUGUAUGGACCUCAAGCGUUGGAGGUAGCAGACUUUUCAGCAGAAGAAAAGAUGAAAAGGAGUAUGCACUGAAGCAGAUUGAAGGCACAGGAAUAUCCAUGUCGGCUUGUAGAGAGAUUGCACUUCUGCGGGAACUGAAGCACCCCAAUGUGAUCGCACUGCAGAAGGUGUUCCUUUCCCACAGUGACAGGAAGGUGUGGCUGCUUUUUGAUUAUGCAGAGCAUGACUUGUGGCAUAUUAUUAAGUUUCACCGUGCAUCAAAAGCAAAUAAAAAGCCCAUGCAGUUGCCAAGAUCCAUGGUUAAAUCAUUACUUUAUCAGAUUCUUGAUGGUAUCCAUUACCUCCAUGCAAACUGGGUGCUUCACAGAGACUUGAAACCAGCAAAUAUCCUAGUAAUGGGAGAAGGUCCUGAGAGGGGGAGAGUCAAAAUAGCUGAUAUGGGUUUUGCCAGAUUAUUCAAUUCUCCACUAAAGCCACUAGCAGAUUUGGAUCCUGUGGUUGUGACAUUUUGGUAUCGUGCUCCAGAACUUUUGCUUGGUGCAAGGCAUUAUACAAAAGCCAUAGACAUAUGGGCGAUAGGUUGCAUAUUUGCUGAAUUGUUGACUUCAGAACCUAUUUUUCACUGUCGCCAGGAAGAUAUUAAAACAAGCAAUCCCUUUCAUCACGAUCAACUAGAUCGGAUAUUUAGUGUCAUGGGAUUUCCUGCAGAUAAAGACUGGGAAGAUAUUAGGAAGAUGCCAGAAUACCCUACACUUCAAAAAGACUUUAGAAGAACAACGUACGCCAACAGCAGCCUCAUCAAGUACAUGGAGAAACACAAGGUCAAGCCAGACAGCAAAGUGUUCCUGUUGCUUCAGAAACUGCUUACCAUGGACCCAACCAAGAGAAUUACCUCCGAGCAGGCGCUGCAGGACCCCUACUUUCAGGAGGACCCAUUGCCAACACUAGAUGUGUUUGCUGGCUGCCAGAUUCCAUACCCCAAACGGGAAUUCCUUAAUGAAGAUGAACCAGAAGAGAAAGGUGACAAGAACCAGCAACAGCAGCAGAACCAGCAUCAGCAGCCCACAGCCCCUCCCCAGCAGGCAGCCGCCCCUCCACAGGUGCCCCCACCACAGCAGAACAGCACCCAGACCAAUGGGACUGCAGGAGGGGCUGCGGCCGGGGUCGGCGGUGCUGGAGCAGGGCUGCAGCACAGCCAGGACUCCAGCCUGAGCCAGGUGCCUCCAAGCAAGAAGCCCAGGCUGGGGCCUUCAGGCGCCAACUCUGGUGGGCCUGGCCUGCCCGCGGAUUAUCAGCACUCCAGCUCUCGCCUGAAUUACCAAAGCAACGUUCAGGGAUCCUCCCAGGCCCAGAGCACACUAGGCUACUCCUCAUCGUCUCAGCAGAGCGCACAGUACCACCCCUCGCACCAGGCCCACCGGUACUGACCAGCCUGAGCACAGGUCCCAGCAAUACUACGUUUGCAUUGAAAAGAACCCCAAAUGCCAACUCCGAUGCCAGUUGAAACUCACACUCUUGGGAAGAAAACUUUGUAUUCUGAGCGUGUUGCCAGACUGACAGCUCCCCUUUACCGCUGUGAAGUCUCCCCAGCACCCUCGCCCGCAUGCGAUCCAUUGUGACUUCUCCGAUGAAGUGGCUGAUGGGCUCCCAGCACUUCUGUACCCUUCGGCCCUGUUUUGAAGGAUUUCCUGGUGCACCUUUCUCAUGCUAUAGCAAUCACUAUGAUUUGUCUUUCAGAGCUCUUUUAAUAGGAUUUUAAUGUUUCAGGAACAAGAGUCCAGCGGUGUAUAGUUUUGUACUUGGUGAACUGGCUUAGCAACACAGGUGGGAAAGCACCUGUGAAACGCCACGUUGUUUUCACAGACUCUUAAGUGUUUUGCUCAUGGAAGUCUUAAGCAGAAGCUGUUACUGUCCCAAAGUACUGUCCUAUGGUAUUCUUAUUUAUCUAGUUUCAGGGAAGGUCUGAGAAAGACAAGUGGUGGGACAGAAGGACCUGCAGCCCAAACCAGCCUGGGUCUGUGCAGUGACUGUGUUUUGUGCUAUGAAGAACUGAAGGAUGUGGUAAUUUUUAUAUAAUCACUCAUCUGGAACUAAGUUCCCAGAAUUUCCUUUAUUUUGAAUAAUAUUCAGCAAUGAAGAAUUAUAAUUUUUAACCUUCAUGUAGCCAAGUCUACUUUAAAAAGGGUUUCAAGAGCUUUGAUGAAAUCCAGUCUGCUGGUGACCCCCACCGGAAGCCUGCCUGAGAGAACCUUGGCUGCACUAGGGUUUCCCUCUCUGAGGAGUAAUGUUGAUGAGAGGACGCGUUCCUCCCCUGGAAGGAAGUCUUUCAGCGCGUGUUGUACAGAGUCGGCUUCUCUAAGGAACCGUGGGUGUCUUCACAUCUGGGUCUGCGUAACUCUCGCACAUAAUCAAGGCGACUCAGCUAGAAGCCUGCAAAUGAACCUGCUUUUAAAAUAAAGAACAGCGUUCUCCAUUCGUACUUGCAUUAGACACAGAGUGACUAUAUUUUAAAGCAUGUUAAAAUUUUAGGUUUUAUCCAUGUUUAAGGACGUAUCAUAUAUGCAUCAUUUUGCUGUUGUUACUGCAACUUAAUCCUAUCAAGAAUCUUUCCAUUGCACUGAAUGCUUUUGUUUGCCCCUAGGAGAAAACCUAAUAAUUGUGCCUAAAAACUAUGGGCAGAUACUAUAAGACUAUCCUAUAAGACUAUACUAGAUAAGGUGACUAUUUGCAUUUCCAUUAUCUAUGAAUUACAGGCUGAGUUGUUUCUUAGGGGAAAUGAGAAGACUUAGGGCUCCCAUCAUAAUGUAAGGGGCAAGACAUUGUUGUUCCUCUCAAUGCUCCUAGCAGCACCAGCCUUGUUGUACGUGUCCUCUUGAGCUAGAAGAAAUAGCUGAUUGUGGUAUAUGCAAGCUAUAUGCAUUUUUUAAACUAUUCUUUGUGAACUUAUCUACCUGGUUAUGAUACUCUGGGUCCAUAUACAAGUAAAAUAAGAUUUUAGACAGAAGCCAGUAUACAUUUUGCACUAUUGAUGUGAUGCCGUAGCCAGCCAGGACCUUACUGAUCUCAGCAUAAUAUUGCUUAUUACCAAUAAUAAAGACUAUAAAGGCACUCAUGAAGACUGAAGGCAAAACAGGUGACGUGCUCCAUUGGAAGGAAUUUCUGAUCAUCUCCAGGGUCUUUGUACCCCUUCUACUUUUCAAAAUAGGAGGUGAACAGCCCACUGCCUAGUGUCGCUCCCUGUGGAAGCCCUGCCCAGUGCACGGAGACCUCACUCUCCUGAGCAGCCGGCCGUCAGGUGCUCACUGCACCCCCACCACGUGCCCACACAGAGGGCAGGACCCAGUUCCCGUCUGUGAGGUGCCUAGGGUGGAUUCCACCACCGUGAGCUCUCCUGGAAUGUCUAUGCCAAGUGAUCAAUAGACUGUGAGGGUCCUUUUGUUUACUCCUUAAACCCACUUGGACAGUAAUUAUUCCAAAUUCUGUUCUGCAGUCAGCAGUGUGGGAGAAGGGUUUCCAUGUCUGUCUCGAGAAAGUGGUUAAAUAUCACAAGAGGCACCUCUGUCUAUUUAUAAUGUUCACGGCAGCCACAGUCUGUGGGCCUUCUGGCGGAAACCGCUCUACUGAGUGGCUCUGGGAAAAUAUAGCGAGAACAGAAACUCUGUUCCUGCCCUUAAGGAGAGCAUGCAUUUAAUAAAGGAAGCCCAACGCAAGUCUGUACAUAAACCAAAACGCCAUGCCCGCUAGUACUUUAUAAGCCACUUUGAUAUCUUGCUCUUUUACCCCGUGCUUGUGCAGCCACGGGACCGCCCUGCUCCCCUCGUGUGUAAUGAACUGUACCGGCAGAACUAAUGCGAAUUCUUGGUGCGACGUCAGCAGUUGCUGUCAGUGCCAGGACCUAGGCAGAACCCCCAUUCCACACACGAACGGGGGUCUUAUCACUGCGCUGCACUGGCCCUCUUCCUUUUCUUGCCUCAGGGUUGGAGAUGCCCACUGAUGCCCACUGGCCUCUGAAAUAAUCGUGUUUCAUAAUUUCCCUGCUCCAUAAUGGGAAGCAAAGCCCUUAGCACACGUAAGGGCCCUAAAACCGCAGGACCUCUAAGGGGACCCGCGAAGCUUUUUGAGGGGGAACAUUCACUUUUUUGUGGGUCCCUCUUUGAAGACGUGUCAGAUCCUGUGUAGUCCCCAAGGGCUGCAGGAGGACAUCCCUCACUUAGCCUGUGGGGGCAGCAAAACCAGGGGAGGUUACUGAAAGGAAGGGGCGGUCCCAAGGGCAGCCGUUCCGCUCUGUGUUAGAGGUGGCUUGCCGGUGAGGCAUGUGUGCGGGAGAAAUCAAGGGUUUCUGGACAGAUGAGCCCACGACGAGGUAGCUUGGGGACAGGGCUGACCCUGUGAGGCAGAAACAAUCCUUGUAGUGAAGUAGAUCGUGUAGUGACAUGCAGAAACCAAGGACAUGUAUAUUUUUAUAUCUGUGGUUUUUGGACUUUAGUACUUAGAAUUUCGGCCUUCUGCACUACUCUUUUGCUCUUACAGACAGGAUUUACACUUGAGAAUGGAAAGGGACAGCAGUUACCUAGCCGUUCACUGCCCCCUUCCUAGUGAAGCAACUGCUCCUCGUUCUCCAUGCCUCUGGAACAAAGCCGUUUCCUCUGCUAGAGGUCAAGGACAAGUAGUUGGCAUGUAGGACGCGCAACUCCACCUGCCUGGGAGUACACUGAUGUAGCAGAAACUACGAUGAAGGAAGAAUUCUAUGUAAGUUGCAAAUCCCAAGCGCCCCGGUGGUGUCUUCCUGGGUUACGGGACAAGGCAGUGGAACGGUAGUCAGACUAGCUGAGGUUUGAAAGAUUCAACUACAAGUAAUAUUUUAUAUAAAACCUAGCAAUUUAGGUUCCCCUAAUCAUGAAGAAUACUCAUAAGUAUCUCAAAUAAUUUCCUUGUUUUAGGACUUUAAAAAAAAGUGUUGUACCUAAGGCCAUACUUACUCUUCUAUGCUAAUCCCUGUGAAGGAGUGCUAUGUAUUAUAUGAAAAAAAAAUCCUUAAUGCACUGUUAUCUCCUAAAUAUUUAGUAAAUUAAUACUAUUUAAUUUUUUUAAAGAUUUGUCUGUGUAGACACUAAAAGUAUUACACAAAAUCUGGACCGAAGAUGUCCUUUUUAACAACAAUUUAAAGUACUUUUUAUAUAUGUUACGUAGUGUAUCCUUUCUAAAUGGCCUGGUUUGUAUUUUCUAUAAUUCCUGUUUGUGAAGUGUACUCGUCCUUGUCUUUCUUCAGUCAUUUUCUGCACGCCUCCCUCUUUACAUGAUUAUAGAGAAGACCGUAGCUCUUCCCACUUGGCUGCAAUCCGUGUGCUUGGAGCUGCCUGCACCCCAGUGAGGCCCACUCCGUGGGGUGCAGGACAAGCUGCCACUUGGAGCUGAGUGUUUCCCACCUUUGAGUUGUCCUGACUUCCUUCUUGAAAUGACUGUUAAAACUAAAAUAAAUUACAUUGCAUUUAUUUUAUAUUCUUGGUUGAAAUAAAAUUUAAUUGACUUUG